Messenger RNA from Triplophysa rosa, 1619 nucleotides. RefSeq names its product 5-hydroxytryptamine (serotonin) receptor 3A (gene htr3a). The record is from RefSeq and is a predicted model, not a curated record. Gene Ontology annotation, cellular component: synapse; neuron projection; postsynaptic membrane. Bases 31 to 1491 code for a protein of 486 amino acids. The transcript has 9 exons. NCBI's taxonomy places the organism in Eukaryota, Metazoa, Chordata, Actinopteri, Cypriniformes, Nemacheilidae. Gene Ontology annotation, biological process: nervous system process; monoatomic ion transmembrane transport; regulation of membrane potential. Gene Ontology annotation, molecular function: neurotransmitter receptor activity; extracellular ligand-gated monoatomic ion channel activity; transmembrane signaling receptor activity.
ACACGGAAAAAAGCCAACAGCCCAGCAGAAAUGAAUGUUUCAGCACUCUGGACAGCGCUUUGCGUUUGCAUGUGUGGAGCGGCGACCGCUUGCUCAGGAAAGAAGCCGGGAAACAACUCUGGGCGUUUCGUCAAUGCCACACUGGUCCGGAUAAAUGAAUAUUUAAGCGCCGGGUAUAAGAAAGGAGUUCGACCAGUACGGGACUGGAGACAAUCAACAACGGUGGCCAUUGACUUAAUGGUUUAUGCUAUUCUAAACGUGGAUGAGAAAAACCAGGUUUUGACUACAUACGUGUGGUACAGACAGCAAUGGACGGAUGAGUUCCUUGUUUGGAAUCCUGAAGAAUUUGAUGACGUCAAACAAAUUUCCAUACCAACUGCCAACGUCUGGGUUCCAGAUAUUUUGAUCAAUGAGUUUGUGGAUGUAGGAAAGUCUCCCGAUAUUCCGUACGUCUAUGUGGGCAACGACGGGCUCGUGCGCAACUAUAAGCCCAUCCAGGUGGUAACUGCCUGUUCCCUCAACAUCUAUAACUUUCCGUUUGAUGUCCAAAACUGCAGCCUGACUUUCCAGAGCUGGCUGCACACAACUAAAGACAUCAACAUCACGCUAAUAAGGACGCCUGAAGAAGUAAAGGAGGACAAGAAUGUGUUCAUGAAUCAGGGAGAAUGGGAACUGCUUCAUGUUCUCUCCAAAUACAAACAGUUCAGUGUGGAUAGUAAUGAAUACUAUGCUGAAAUGAAGUUCCAUGUUGUGAUCCGGCGCAGACCUUUGUUCUACACAGUAAACCUCUUGUUGCCCAGUAUAUUCCUAAUGGUGAUGGACAUUGUUGGGUUUUACCUUCCCCCAGACAGUGGAGAGAGAGUGUCCUUCAAAAUCACUCUUCUCUUGGGAUAUUCCGUCUUUCUCAUCAUCGUUUCUGAUACACUGCCAGCUACUGCCAUAGGGACACCACUCAUUGGCGUGUACUUUGUGGUGUGCAUGGCUCUACUGGUGAUCAGUUUGACAGAAACUGUUCUGAUCGUGAGGCUGGUGCACAAACAGGAUCUGCAGUCCCAUGUUCCCCAGUGGGUCAAGCACCUGGUGUUGGAAAAAGCCACAAUCCUGCUCUGCAUUCGCAAUAAGAAGUUCUGCCCCCUCCUCUCGCAGGGAUCUGACCUGCCUCUCUACAAAGAGAACAACAUGAACACAGGUGGGAGUUCAGCAGUGCGCUGCAACCAUCACAGCUGCGAAGGCUCCAGAGACACAGGCAGAAACCUUGGCCUUGGGAUGACCGUCCGGGACACCAGCCCUCCCGUCAUGGACAGCAUCUUGCACGAGAUCACCAGCAUCCGUCAGUUCAUUGAGAAGAAGGACGAGAGCAGGGAGAUCGCCAAGGAGUGGCUGCAGGUAGGGUACGUGCUGGACGUCCUGUUGUUCAGGGUCUACCUGCUCACCGUGCUGGCCUACACCAUCACUUUAGGCACCCUAUGGUCGGUCUGGCAGAUCGCCUGACCACAGAGAUAGAUCACAGAUGGAAGGCGCCAUUUCUCUCUCACUGCUUAAAAUAAAUGCAGUGUUAUAAGUAAAUGUGCUGGUAAUGUGAUUGUUAUCUCACAGCAGAAUAACUUGUUGAGCGCUAU